Molecule: messenger RNA, 1858 nt
Organism: Humulus lupulus (European hop)
Lineage: Eukaryota; Viridiplantae; Streptophyta; Magnoliopsida; Rosales; Cannabaceae
Product: translation initiation factor IF3-1, mitochondrial-like
Exons: 8
Coding region: 129-1628 (499 amino acids)
Biological process (GO): ribosome disassembly; translational initiation
Molecular function (GO): translation initiation factor activity; ribosome binding
Source: RefSeq, a predicted model, not a curated record
UGAAAGUGAAAGUGUGAAACCCCUCCCCUGGUUUAGGUUUCUCAAAUCCGAGGUCUCCUCCUCUCUUGAUAUUCUCUGGUUCAAUCUCUAAUUCUAUGCCAAAAUUCGAUACCUGGUGUUAGACGAAGAUGGCAUUCUGGUGCAGAAUUGGGAAAUCAAAGCUGCAACAAUUUUCGAACCAGUUCAAGAGCUUUCCUCAUGCUUCUCUACUGAACCCCACCCUUUCACAUACCAAAUCAUGUCUCACACCGAACUCCUAUUCGAUCACCAUUCAUAAUACGCCCACUGAGUUUUGCAGUAACGUCAGGUUUUUCGCUGCCCCAGUUCAGUUUCAAGCUAAGCCAAGUAAGGAAGAUAGUAAAGCGAGCGGACCUCGAAUAAACGAGAAAAUUACAGCUCAAGUUAUCAGGCUUGUAAUGGACAAUGAACAUACAGUUGUUUCAAGGGAUGAAGCUCUGGACCGUGCAAGGAAACUCAACCUUGAUUUAGUUGAGGUCCAAGGGACUGCUAAUCCACCUGUCUGUAAAAUAAUGGACUUCCAUAAGGAGAAAUAUGUGAAACAAGUGAGGGUAAAGGACCGCGUUAAAAGCAAGGGCGAGGCAGCUUUAAAAACAGCGAGUGCUAAAGAAGUUAGGUUUUCUGGGAAAAUUGAACAAAAGGACCUUCAGAUGAAAGCAGAUACUGUGAAGAGAUUAAUGGAGUCGGGUUAUCGAGUGAAGUGUCAUGCAAAGGGUUCUGGAGAUCAGGAUGUAUUGGGAAUAUUGUCUCGUCUCUCUGCCUUGAUUGAAGAUGUAACUGUUGUUGAGAGUGGACCAUUAAUGGGGAAAGAUGGUGCAUAUGUUAUAGUCAGGCAUGUUAAAUUCGGUCUACCAAAGAAGGGCACUGCAAAAAAAAUGACGGCUCUAGUGGAUGCAAACUCUGGGGUUCAAAAGGAUAGCUUGACUUCAACACCUGACUCUCCUGGGGUUAUCGAUGAUGUAAAUGCUGUAAAUUCUGACGUAGAUAGCAAUGAAGAGAGCUUUUCAGAUGAAGAUGACCAAGAUAGAUCCUCUAAUUCAGAUUUUCGUGGUUCGGACAAACGACAUUCUUUCCGCGAUUCUAAAAGAUCACCGGAGACAUCUCAUAUCACUGAAAAUAGGUACAAAAAGGGUGUGGCAAAGAAUCAGUUUUCGCCCACGACAGGAAUGGACAAUAAGGGUACAAGAGAGUCAACCAGGUUGGAAUCCCACUUUUCAAAUCAAGGCAGGCAACCACCAAGGGACACAAGGUUCUCACAGCAAACGAGGGAAAGCGAGGAAGCAUCAACCAAUGGUCCUGGAUUUAGAAGCUAUAGGCCUCCACCGAAUGAUGCAACCAAGCGAGAACCAUUUAGUCCUAGACCUGGAUAUGGCAAUUUUGGUGGUUCCAAACCUAACCAUGGUGUGGAAGCCAAAGUUGGCGAGAAUAAGGAGGGGAACCGUUACUCUGUGAGGAGUCCAGCACCAAGAGGCGGCCUUGCUUCGGAUAAGAGCUUACCCAAUUCUAAAUCUGAAGGAAGGCAGCCCCACAUUGACACAAGCAGACAGGGGGGACGGGGGAGGUUCAGUUCAGAGGGCGCCAAUGCAUCCCCAAACAGGAUGCCCAAGUAAAGUCAGAAGGAUUUUGUAUUGUAACCCAUUAUUUAUGCUGAUAUGAUAUAAAGGGUGUUUGUUCAAUGCCCAUCAAUCUGAGAUGUCUUAGGAGAUAGUUUUGUUCUCGUAAGAAAAUUUUGUCAUCUCCUCCAGGGAUGUUAUUUAUUUAUUAAUUAACUUAUUUAGUGGGUUCUGUCAAUUGGGGACCGACAUUACGGUGAUUAAUACAAGUUUUAGUUAAUUUAUAA